Messenger RNA from Triticum turgidum subsp. durum (durum wheat), 1356 nucleotides. NCBI's taxonomy places the organism in Eukaryota, Viridiplantae, Streptophyta, Magnoliopsida, Poales, Poaceae. The record is from the annotation of a GenBank genome assembly.
AUGGAGACGGAGCCACCCAAAGUGCUCGCUUCUCUCACCGUACUGUUGCUGCUGGCGACGGCGCUCGCGCCGGUGCCCGGAGAACAAGCGAGGGCACUCCUCGUCUGGAAAGCCAGCCUCAGCAACCAAAGCCAGCACGCCCUACGGUCUUGGGAGAACAUGUCCGCGCCCUGCAGCUGGCUCGGAGUCAGGUGCACAGCGCACCAACGCUGGCGCCAGACGGCGAUCAGCGGCAUCUCUCUAAGGGGGAUGCGGCCGAGAGGGACGCUAGAGUCCCUCAACUUCUCGGCCCUCACAACCUUGACGUGCCUUGACCUCUCGCACAACUACCUUGCCGGGGCCUUCCCUCCUGGCAUUGGGGUCCUCAGAGAGCUCCAAGCUCUUCUCCUGCAAGGCAACCAGAUAAGAGGGUCAGUUCACCUUGGCAAAAUGAGCAGUAAUCUUGUGACCCUCAAUUUGUCAAUCAAUCACUUAGCUGGUCACAUCCCUUCUGAAAUAGGCCACCUAAGGCACUUAGUUACAUUAGAUUUGUCUAGUAACAAUCUUUCCGGCUCAAUCCCAAGCAACAUAGGUGGUCUAACAAAACUCACCACCUUGAACCUCUUUGAAAAUAAUCUUUCAGGCAAUAUUCCAAGAGAAUUAGGUUAUUUGGUAAACUUAGAAGAUUUUGAUCUUAGUGAAAACACACUUUCAGGUUCCAUCCCAAACAGCUUAGGAAAUUUGACAAAACUCACCACCUUGCAUCUUUUUCAGAACCUGCUUUCUGGGCAAAUUCCACGGGAACUAAGUUACCUGGUUAUCUUAGAGGACUUAGACCUUAGCAACAACACACUCUCAGGUUCCAUUCCAAGAAAUUUAGGUAAUUUAACUGAGCUCACUAUCUUACGUCUUUGGGUCAACAGACUCUCCGGCCAAAUUCCAAGAGAAUUAGGUUACCUUGUGAACUUAGAGAACUUGGAUCUUAGCAACAACACACUCUCGGGCUCUAUCCCAAUAAUUAUAGCGAACUUGACAAAACUCACUUAUUUGUCCCUUUUUCAGAACCAACUUUCUGGUAAAAUUCCACGAGAACUAGGUUACCAUGUGAACUUACAGGUCUUGGAUCUUAGCCAAAACACACUCUCAGGUUCCAUCCCAGACAGCUUGGGAAAUUUGAUAAGACUCAAAACCUUGCAAAUUUUCCAGAACCGACUUUCUGGACCAAUUCCACCAGAAUUAGGUUACCUUGUGAACUUAGAGGGCUUGGAUCUUAGCAACAACACACUCUCAGGUUCCAUUCCAAGAAAUUUGUGUAAUUCGACCAAACUCACUUUCUUGCGCCUUUGGAAAAACAAACUUUCUGGUCAAAUUCCAUGA